UAUGGAUGGACAGAUCUGCAUUAUGCUUGUCGGAAUAGUCAUUUGUUUAUUGUGGAGAAAUUAUUGUCAUCCGGAUGUGACAAAGAAGCAAGGACUAAUGGUGGUUGGACAGCUCUGCAUUAUGCUUGUUGGUAUGGUCAUUUGCCUAUUGUAGAGAAAUUAUCAUCCGGAUGUGAGAAAGAUGUCAAGGACAAUUCACCAUCGGUACUUGUUCAACCUAAAGGUGAAGAACGUCAGUUUUUAUGUUUACUUCAAGAAACGAAUAAAAAUUGUCGACAGAUGCUUUCUGAAACAAGUCAGAUAAUACAGCAACGUCUCCAUCUACUAGAAAGACAGAAUGCAGAGAAGGAGCAAUUGGCAGAAGAGAUGACUUCUAAACUACAUCAUGCUGAAGACGAUCUUAAAGCAAAACCGGAAGAGUCGGAUCAAUAUUGGCAGAUUUUAGACAUUCAGCCAGAGGAGCUGCAGCUUCAUGACGAUUCACUGGGAAAAGGAUCGUAUGGGGUUGUUCAACUAGGUGACUGGUGCGGGAUCCAAGUUGCUAUGGAGACGUUUGAUAAGAAUCUUCAAUUGGCACAAGGUUUCAAGAAAGAGCUGACUGCCUACUGUCAGUUGCACCAUCCUAACAUCGUUCCUGUAUCCGGUGUUGUCAUGUCCAAAUGAUAUGCCUAUCCGAAUUGUGAUGGAGCUUUUUCAAGGAUCACUUACUGAUCUCAUAAAAGUAGCCAGUGAUUCAAAGGGCGAACCUAGCUAUCUAUCAUUUCGAGAGAAGAUCGACAUAGCUACAGAUACCACAGCUGCCAUUAUGUACA
Messenger RNA from Corticium candelabrum, 812 nucleotides. Its product is annotated as probable serine/threonine-protein kinase DDB_G0267514. Bases 280 to 663 code for a protein of 127 amino acids. Lineage: Eukaryota; Metazoa; Porifera; Homoscleromorpha; Homosclerophorida; Plakinidae. Gene Ontology annotation, molecular function: ATP binding; protein kinase activity. The transcript is spliced from 4 exons. The record is from RefSeq and is a predicted model, not a curated record. Gene Ontology annotation, biological process: protein phosphorylation.